Molecule: messenger RNA, 2258 nt
Organism: Tachysurus fulvidraco (yellow catfish)
Lineage: Eukaryota; Metazoa; Chordata; Actinopteri; Siluriformes; Bagridae
Product: putative C-type lectin domain family 20 member A
Exons: 6
Coding region: 1155-1931 (258 amino acids)
Source: RefSeq, a predicted model, not a curated record
UCAACAAUAAUGCAUGUUAAUUUAGUCUUAGUCAGCGUUUUUGGACAGUGAUGCAGUCUUGUCAUCGUCUCGCCUUAGUCAUAAAGGUUGUUGACAAACAUAUUUCGUCUCGUCUCGUCUGACGAAAUUAACACUACAAUAAUCCAACCUAGUGUUGAACUAGUGUUUUUGCAUCAUGUCAAAGGUGAUGGUAUUGCCGCAAAGCAAAUAGCAUUAUGGAUGACCUCAAACACACUCUUCAUCCUCCUGCCGUAUGGAAAAAGGUACUAAAAGGGCACUCACAACCUACUGUGUAAGUGUUUCUUUCCACAAGCCAUCAGACUCCUCAACAACUGAACUGAACUGAACUGUACCGAGCACACACUCACAUGUGUGGACUGCACUAUCUGCACCAAAUACACUCUUGUCCAAUACACAUCCAUGUCUACAGAAACACCCACCUCUUUACACGAUGUUUUGCACACUUUUUGCACAUGCUGUCUUGCACAUUUCAGUCAAUUCAUGUUUUGCACACUACAUUUCAAUGUUACAUUAAGUGUAGAUAUGUUUAAAUAAAACCCUCUUGUUUAUAUUCCUAUAAUUUAUAUAAUAAUUGCACAAUGCACACUGGUCAGUGCUGCUUUUUGUGUAUUACAUUUACAGCAUUUAGCAGACACCCUUAUCCAGAGUCAGUGUAGAUUCAUGAAAUAAAACAUUUAACUGUACUCUUUAGUCAGUAGUGUUGCAGAUUCCCAGAUUAAUCCUGAUAAUGCCAAACCCAUGGUUACAGAUCAGUAUGAUGAACCAAUCUUUGUGCUGCAUAAGUCAAACAAUAAAAACCAAAAUGAACCCUUCUUUAAAUUACGUUUGUUUUGUAAAGUAGGGAAAGUUGGAGGUGCUAUUUGGCAGCAUGUCAGAUCACUGUUUCAUCAGAUUUUAAAGUACGGACCAGAAAGACACUCAGAUACACUGUUUAUCAGCUGCAAAAUCUGAUGGUUUACCUCCUUCACAUUUCAGUGACUUUAUCCUCAACCCAUCAGUAAUGGAGCAGCAUCUAUUCAUACUCCUGAUUUUCACAGUACUAUCUGAUCCAGCAGGGGAAAACCUGGAGUGAUGCUCAGGCUUACUGCAGAGCCACACACACUGACCUGGCGAUCAUCGACAGUAAUGACAACAUGGUCCGACUUCAGAAUGAAGCACAAAAACUACAGUUCAGUUCCAGUGCUUGGAUUGGACUCUACAAUCCUAUCAACAGCUGGCGCUGGUCCAUGGGAAAUGAACCACUGGGGACUACGUGGUGGUAUUCAGGUCAACCCAAUAAUAUUGUUGGACAUGACGAGUGUGGUGCGAUUGGUCCCUGGGGUUGGAAUGAUCUGGACUGUACUUCACUACACUCCUUUGUCUGUUUUGAUGUCAGUAAAACUGGAAAUCAGAGGUACAUUUAUAUUUCUACUACUAUGACAUGGCUUGCUGCUCAGACUUACUGUAGGCAGCAUCACACAGACUUGGCCAGCUCGAGAAAUGCAACUGAAGAAUCAGUGAUACAGGGACUGACCUCUGGCUGGACUUGGUUUGGUCUGUUCAGAGACUACUGGAAGUGGACAGACCAAACUAACUUCUCUACCAUCAGCUGGAUGUCUGGAAAACCAGAUAAUGCCCUGAAGAAUGAAAACUGUGGUUAUAUAAAUAACAGUCAGGCUGUUGAUGCUCAGUGCUCAGACAUAAUGCCUUUCUUUUGUUACGCAGAAAUCACAGGACAACAACAAAUACUAAGCGUGAAGGUCCGAUCCAAAGAGGAUGUGAAUGAUCCUGCAGUGAUGAUGGCCAUCUUGGAGCAGAUCAAAGAGAAACUGAAGGAUCUUCUGAGGACACAGAACAUCACAGUGAAAUGGCGAAAACAACCAGAUGGAGUUGUGUUUAACAAGCUGAAAGGAAAAAAUAUACUACCGUAGAAGAUUAAAGUGUGAUCUCUAAAUCUAAAUUCUUUUUAAGUUAUCUUUAUAUUUAUACUGAUUUUGGAAUAUCUGUUUAGUUUUUAUAUGCAUAUUAGCAUAAUAAGAUUUUGAUGUUAAAUCUCUUUCUAUAAUUAAUGUGUAGUUUGAGAUUCUAUUAUGAAACACACUAACUGUACAUUAUAAUAAGGUCUUUGGAUAACAUCUUAGGUGUAAGCAGAUCCUUUAACAUCAUGUGUAAUAUUAUUCAUAUACUUGUAUGAUACUUUAGCACUGUAUUUAUUUAUUGAUUUAUUAAUGUUACUUAUUUAUCUGUUUAUUAAAAAU